AUGCCGUACUUCGCGACGAGCCAGGAGUGGUACGAGCAAUCGUCGCUCCUGCUAAAAGCGCGACCGACAUCCACACGCAUCACGUCCAAAUACUCGGUCCUCAAGCCCACCGCCUCCAAGAUAAAGAAGCGCCAAAAGUACGAGGAGAAGCGAGCUUCGAAGCCUACAGAUACCACCGCGCGCGCAUCGUCACCGCCGCCGCAAUCGCAGAAUCCCGAAGAAGUCACCGUGUUCUUCACGCUCAAGACGUAUGAUCCGGAGUCGGGGACAUGUCUGCAGUAUGAGACGAACAAGGGUGCCGAGGUGGGGAGGUUGAUUGGAAAUCUGGGCAGGCUGGGAAGGCACAUGGCAGCGCUGCCGGAGAUAACGGACGAUCUGAGUAUGCCAGCUGGCGGCGAGGCCACAUCCACACCACAGGUUGACGAAGGCGGGGAUGUGAAGAUGGGCGGCGUCCCAGCGGCUGGUGCGGGAACUGGAGGCAAGAAAAAGAAGAAGGGCAAGAAAUGA
Molecule: messenger RNA, 507 nt
Organism: Alternaria infectoria
Lineage: Eukaryota; Fungi; Ascomycota; Dothideomycetes; Pleosporales; Pleosporaceae
Exons: 2
Coding region: 1-507 (168 amino acids)
Biological process (GO): SRP-dependent cotranslational protein targeting to membrane
Cellular component (GO): signal recognition particle, endoplasmic reticulum targeting
Source: RefSeq, a predicted model, not a curated record